GCCGCUGGGUACGGACCCCGUGUCCUCUCGGGCCCUAAACAUAGCCGCCGAUGCUAAAUGCGGUGCGCAUCUGCCGGGCCGCGUUGGGCCCUACCUCAGCUGCUGCCAUCGCCAGCAGUGCCGUCGUCUCCGCCGCACCGAAGAAUGUCGUCUUCUCUGAGGUGACCGCCCUGUCACCGCACGCUUCCAACAUGCGUGAAAUGAGCUCGCGGUCACGGAGUGGGCGUCCCCAGGCACAACCACGCCGGUCCGAGCCACCAUCGCCGCAACCCAAGUCAGGCACCACAAGCCCUUCGGACACAUCCGACUACCACUCGGAUCAGUCGCUAGGCAGCGGUGACCUCCAACAGCAGCAACUGAGGCCCGCCGUCAUCCGCCGCUGUUCUCUAAUAUGCUCCUCGGGGUCGGAUCAGUUCACGUUCGACAGCAGGGCUGAUCCCAAUGACCCUGGAACGCCCAGGGUUAGGACUCCUGUGCCCAGCGGGCGUAGUAGUGGAAGCGACUUCCCAGGUGUUCAUACCAUAAAACGCAACACACUGCUGCAUCCUGAAGGCCAGGCCAACCUACAACGCUCCGUCUGCGUGAAUGGACGCUUCCAGAACCCGUGGCCAACGUGGCGACCUCCCACCGUCACCAACAUCUUCAAGUUUGGCCUGUCACGCGACAACAGCAAUGUGCCUCCAAAGCAGGAGCUGGACUUGGUGUUGCCAGUGCUCAAGCCUCGCUUCCAGGAUCCACCCGUAGAGGGAGUGCGCAUCACGUGGCUUGGCCACUCUACGGCGCUGCUGCAGAUGAAGGGCGUCAACGUACUGACAGACCCCAUGCUGAGCGAGCGCGCCUCGCCCAGCCAACUACUGGGGCCCAAGCGCUUCCGCGAGGCUCCCUGCACGGUCGCUGACCUACCUCGCAUCGACGCGGUCGUCAUCUCCCACAACCACUACGACCACCUCGACCUCAACACCGUACACCAGCUCAACGCCAGGUUUGAGGAAACGUUGCGGUGGUUUGUGCCACUAGGCCUGACAACCUGGAUGGAGCAGCUGGGCUGUGAGAAUGUGGUGGAGCUCGACUGGUGGCACGAGGGCCACCUGGCCACAGAGGACAACGACCUCUCAUUCGUCUUCGUGCCUGCACAGCACUGGUGCAAGCGCACCAUCAGUGACGACAACAAGGUGCUGUGGGGAGGUUGGUGUGUGAUCAGCCCAGAGUACCGAUUCUACUUUGCGGGUGACACGGGCUACUGUGACGUGUUCAAGCAGAUUGGCCAGACGUACGGACCUUUUGACCUGGCCGCCAUUCCCAUUGGAGCUUAUGAACCCAGGUGGUUCAUGAAGUAUCAGCAUGUGAACCCAGAAGAAGCCGUGCUCAUUCACAAGGAUGUUCGCAGCCGUGCCUCGCUGGCAGUGCACUGGGGCACCUUCACACUCGCGAAUGAGUACUACCUCGACCCCCCGGUGAAACUACGAGAAAGUCUCGAUCGACACGGCAUAUCGCCCCGUGAAUUCUUCACCCUCAAACACGGAGAGUCGCGACUGUUGCACGCGGCGCCCCCUAAUCGAACGUCUCGUACGCUGCCCUGAUGACCGUGAUAAGAUGUGCCGGAGCAACGUUUGCUGCAUCCUAACUUUUGGCCUUUCGGCAAUGUCUCGAUUACCGGCGCCGCGUUGUGAGCCCAACGACAACUGGCAACAAUGCAUCGCUGAAAAAAGAAAAAGACAGGCUUGCCUUGUCCGACUGCGCAGCUGACGGCGACACCACUCGCGCCCAAAAGCAGUUGAUUGCAAUCAGCUAGACGAGAAGCCUCCUUCAACGAUGCCUCCUUUUCUUUUUCCUUGCGCGAGCAAUCACGUUGAAGGCUUGGAGGCUUUUUCUUCUGAAGACAUCCACAGCAGCCAUGCAAUCGGCUGCUGCAUUUUUAUUUGUGUGUGUAUGUGUGCGUGUAUGCCAUGUGCAAAUGUCUUUUGCACAGUAACUUUGAAGUGUUGUUUUUGAGAGAAAUUGUCCGACUCUUUUGGAUCUGCAUGCUGCUUUGCGGCGUGCGGGUUUCAAAAUUAAUGACACUGAAACGAGGUGAUUAACCUGUGCCUUAUGAGAUACGAAACACAACAUUCUUUUUUUUAAGAAAUGGGUUGUUGUUGUUGUUGUUACUGCUAUAGUGUGUUUGUUAAUUUUGGGUGUUGCUGGCAAAAGAAACAUGGCAGAAAGAAUCUUUUAUAUUUGUCGACUUUGAGUGUAGUGAUAAAAAAAAAAUAUGACAGGAAGGACAGCAACUUGUCUAUAGCUUUAUUUUGAAUGCUGUCUUUUCGAAAGGAAAUCGUUUCACAAUUAUGUUGAAGUAUUGUCUCCGUAUUUCCCUGCACACAUAUAAAACUAAAUUAUUUAUUUUGUCAUGCUCCAUCCCCAAGCUAAGAGGCCUAGCUUGAAAGUAUUUCACAGGUUAGCAUGUUCCCUAGUAAUUAAAGUUUUAUGUUAUUCUCCAAAGGACAGCAUUUGUGGUGUGCACCUACAAAUGUAAAAUUGUUUCAAUUUUUACGAAUAUCUGAUACCUAUUCACUUAACCGAAGCUAGUCCAGGCUUUGCUAGUGUGUUAAGAGCAUUUGCACAAUGUUGAAGUCAAGAUUAACUUCCAAGCCUGCUUCCCUCUGCCAUUGAUUUUUGCCUGCUACACCACGCCCUGCGUAAAUAUGUUGUCUUACCAUGGAGAGUAUCCCACAGUUUUGUUGUGAUAAAAAUCAUCAAUUAAUCAUCAAGUAAUAAGCAACUGGCGAGCUGCUCUGCCCCGGUGAGGUGACUAGCAAAGCAGUCCGCAAAAAAAGAAAAUUAAACUAGAAUUCAGUGUUAUUAUGUGCCAUGUUUUUCUCACUUUGAAUGGCAAUUCACUUUUUAAUGGCCAUAUCUUUUCAGAUAUUAGUGUUUUGCAAAAAUAUAUAUAACAAAAAAAAUGGCACACAAUUUGAGAAGAAGCUCAGUCAAAACUGUAGUUAGUGUCCACUCAACUUCAUUAAUUUAUUUGCUUUGUUUGCGAACCUUGUACAAUGUUCACUCUUUUUAUUGCGAUAUGUAUGUAAUUUUGUCAUGGCCACUGGUCCAUGUUUGAUGCAUGUCCAUUCACACUUUAUUAAGUUAAAAGCAGCAGUGUUUUAGACACAGCCAGUUCUUAUAAGUCAUCACUGCACAUUCAUAUUUGUGGGGCUGCAAAAAAGUUAGCCAUUUUCAAGUUAUGAGCCAAGUAUCACAUCAGGUGCUGAGUGAGUUGAUGCAGACCUAACUAUGUCGAUCUAAAUUCAGCUGCCAUGUCCAAUAAUAUCACAAAGUGACAGUCAGCGUAUGUGCAAUUGAAGUUUUGCACGCAUUUUGCGACUUUUGUCGGCACAUGGUAUUUGUAUAAGUGCAGAGGUGUACACUAUCUUACAUCAAGUCGUUACAAAAUCUUAAGUUGCAAGGCGGAUCAUUAAAUGACAAGUUUCGGUGAACGUGCUAAGCAGUUUUCUGUUCUGGUGCCAUUCACGUGAAGCAUAACUGCGAAGCAAAACAGAGUCAAUGGUGCACACGUGUAUAAUGUAUGUGCAUGCAUCACUCGUAUGCUGUCCCUCUCAAGAAGUUUCAUCUGUGUAAAGUCAUUUUGUAAUGUCAGGAUGAACUCUAAGCCAUGAAAGUGAAGAUGCUUUCCUGCUUUCUGUUUUGUUUUUGCUGCCCAAGGCUUAAAAGUGUUUCACUGUUUGAAUGAUGUUCCAUGAUGUUCAAAUGCGUUUGCUCUGUCGUGUCAUGCCAAAUCGAGGUUCCUUUAUGUGGUUAUGCCGCAAUUUCGUUCCGACCUGAGCUGCAUUACAUGUUCAAGAUAACAAGCUUUAGUGUGGAGAGUACGAACGUCGAGGACUUACAAAGGUUGUUAACAUAGCAACCUUUAUGUCAGGCCCAAUUCCUGCUUCAGUAGUGCUACGCAUUGUAGAUGCGAACACUCUUGCAUGAUGCAUACGUGUCAGCGAUUUGAACAUAUGUUUUGCCCAAAAAUGAAGGCUCAGUUUCGACAGCUUAUGAAGGCACAACUUUCCCCAUGGCCCGCAAACUUUUUAAAAUAAAAUAUGCGAAACAUACCGGUUUUGAAUGUCAGGUCUGGAACAUUCGUGAACACGGGGUAUUGCUGGACUGGAACAUAACAUACAUAGCGAUAAUGUACAUGAUACAUCUGGCAGAAAUUAACGUGAAGGAGCAGACAUCUUGCAGCUUAAUUUAAGUUUUAUGUGAAACCACGGUGAACUGCCAUACAUGAACCAUAUCUUUCAAAUGUUAGAAACUGGCAAAUUUCUUUGCAAAGUGAAUAAUAGAGGGAAGUAGAGGGCUAACUACUAAACAUGUGUUAUUUCAUUGUAUUAAUAUAACAGUGGGUAACCAACAUUAGCAAACAGCCAGCGUUAGGCAGUGCUAACCAGUACUAGCCACUACUGCUAAUAUGUGGAAAGCUUUACUUGAACUAAAUGACUUUUUUCAAAAUUAAGUUUUCGAUGGAGGCAAAAUGCUAGAAGCCCAUGUACUUAGAUUUGGUGCACAUUAAGGAACACCAGAUGGUAAAAUUUUCCAGAGCCCUCCACUACUGGUGUCCCUCACAAUCAUAUCGCGGUUUUGGGACGUAAAACCCCUGACAAUUAUUAUUUUAAUCAAGAUUAAGUAAUAAUUAGUAUAUUUUGUCAUUAUAAUAGCUUACAUCAGUUUUUAUAUCCUAUCACCACUAGACCUUUUCUUUGUUCUAUCUUUAGCAUGGAACUUUAGUUUUCUUCAUGUCAACUUGGAGCUGCUUCUGAAAUCCCAAAUUUACUUCCUACACAAGGCUUGACAUUAGUAUACCCAACCAAAUUUCCCUGUAAAUCACUUAUUUAAGAGAACUUCUGAUUUCCCCAUGCUUAGUGAAACAUCAUUUGAUUGAAAGUCACUUGAACAAGUCUCUCACGGUCACUAUCCCAGUACUGCGGGAAAGCCCAUGCAUUAACAUAUCACCCGAACGAACACUAUCAUAGGCGAGCAGUGUGUUGACAUCCAGCGAAGUGUGUUCAUGCAAACCAUUGUACUUGGAAAGGAGUGUGUUGCACCUAAUAGGAAUGUUUUUUUGCUUUUACGCUUUUUCAUCAAGCACAAGUCAAAAGUUAGCUCACGAGUCCUUCAAUGUGCUUUCAUAAGCAUUUGUAUGGUGGUGCUAAUUAACGCACCACAGAGCAUUCAUCUUGAUUGAAAUAUUGUCCUAACCAUGGGUUUCUGAAAGAGGAGAGGACAGAUAAGGUGACACAAGUGCAUACCAAUGUCAAUUAGCUUUAUAAACAUUCUUUCAAACACUUUACUUUUUUUGUUUGAGGCAUUAAUCUGCAAAGCAUGUAACACUUUGCAGUUAGAAAUGCGAAAGAAAAGUCAGAUGUUUUUGAAAGAGAGAAGUGCAUAUGUUUAUGUACAUAUUUUUUGUCGGGGGCUUCAGAAGUGAAAGGUGGGGGUUGGGAACACCCCCCCUGCACCCCUAUUCUCCUUAUUUCAACUACCUCCAGCUUCUGUUAUCCUUGUGCAGGACAAGCCCAAUAUCCAUGACAAUCCAUGCCAAUCCAUGCAGCGAUCCUCUCCACUGCCCCCUAACCUAGACACCAGUCACUUGCGAGCCAUGAGCAUGCACUGGUUCUUUAUGGUCAACUAUGCCAUAAUCCUAGAAAUCCCGCUUCCAGUAGGAUCCAUUUUUCAUUCCUGAAGUGUUGUCAAAACAGCAUUUUCGUUUGUCUGAACUGCUAGCUAAUCUUAUUAUGUUACAUUGCACUGCUGUUUUUAGUCAUGGCAUACUGUUAAAGAGAGAUUGACAAGAUGCAAAUUACCACGCAGGGAAGCCAACCAAAACUCUCGCGUCUGCAAAUGCUUUCAGCCCCUCACCCGCCCUGCCCCCACUUGCAGAACACUUCUGAAGCCUCUGGUUUUUGUUGCUAUGACAAGUUCUCGCAGUGUAUACUGAAUUGAGAGCCUGAGUGCCGUCUCAGAUCUCUCAAGUCCUGCUCCGAUUUUCUUAUUUCGUUACACCAAGUUCAGCUUUUUUCGUCCCCAUGUGCAACAGGGUGAUGGUGGUUUCAUCAAGGCAUGUUGUGCUCGUUCCUUCACUCUGGGCUCUAAGGACAGUGCUGCAUACUGUAUUGUCCUUUUCUCAUAGUCCUUGCUUUUUCUGUGUUCCAAGAAUGUGUCAAACGUUCUUUCCCAUGCAAGAACACUUGAGCAUAGAUGGAACCGAAAACUGUGCCUUGGCAAUGGUUUCUUGCAUUUUUCUACUGGUAUCAUUGGGAAAUUGUACGUGGUCUUAUGACAGGUCAUUAGUUGGAGCAAGAAGCAGCAUGAGAAACACUAAAGCAGUCGCUUGCAGCCUUAGGCACAUUGCUUGUGACACAAUCUGUAUCAUGUGGCAGUGGUUAAAAGCGGAGCCCACUGGCAUGCGGUGUUCCUACCAAAGCUAAUUGAAUUGCAGAAGCAUGACUUUUACAGAGGGUGCUAAAUAUUAUAACUGAGAAGAUAAAUAGAUGAUGCAUAUAAUGUAGCCAACUAAUAACGCCAACUGAAUGAAUGUGAAAUGCAGAAAGAAAGACAACACAAAAAGAUAGUUCCAAAUUCCUGAGGCAGCUUUCCUAGGAACCCAUUUCAGCUAUGACUUGUAUGAACCUCGUCGAUUUCUGGCUACUUCACUUGAAAAUGAAAGGAAAAUCAGCUUGGUAAUAUUCAUAGGCAUUUGACGCUUUAAUAAAGUCGCAAAUCUGCACAACUGUGACAGCAUCGUGUGAUCAUGUCGCCGGUAUACCAUGUAGUAUGCCUAUGGUACCAUAAUGUAUACCAGUAACGUCAUCAGUGAUUGCAAUAGAACAAGACAGCAGUGUGAACAGCGCGAAAAUCGGCUUAGGAAAAAAGACGGAAGACUUGCGCGGUGCAACAUAAAUCAAGAAUGAGACUUGAGAUGCUAAAUGUUCUCACCACUGAGUCCAUAUUCGUUAAACUUUUACAUAAUAACUUGAUCAACAAUGAAAAUUUUUUUGCUAUUCCGCAGUUGUAUGCUUUUCGUUACCCUGAAGGUACGGGAAAUAUGGCCAGAAUCGUGUUUUGCUGGGAAGGGCUACAAGCGGUCGAUUACUAUAAAUGAUAAAUGUGCGAAUGGUUAAACUACACCCUAAAGCAUGUACAAUUAAUAGGAACAGGAGGAAAAGGAAAGAACACCUAUUAGUUAAGCGGAAACUAAAGCCCUAGUGCGGGCCUCUCUUGCAGGCCCGUGCUUUUUCGGCCAGCACAAUAUUUUGCCAGCAGAAGCUGUGAAGUACGAUAUACAGCAUGCAGUCAGGUACGAAUAUGGCUAAUGAGAAGGUUUUCUCCUUACCCUGAAAAUGACACAUAUAUGCUGAACAGCCCAGGUUAACUGCAUCGUUACGUACUUGUUUAUGCGAUUAGCCAGUUAAACCGGACUGUUCUCACAGUCCCAGCUCUCGAACUCAUUAAGUAUCAAUGGGCAAAGAAAAUACAUACUGACCUGAAGGCAGAGAUUUGCUUUCUUAAAGCAAGCAUAAUCAGGCACAUGUUGCAUGAUGUAUCAUGAAAAGGUAUGUGUAUGACGAAGUCACAUACGAUAUGUUUCAUGAUGAAAAUCAAUCAGAAUGUAGUCUUUCCCUACAUGCAUCGAAAAAUGCUGCCUUUAUGCAGCCAUAUUAGCAUAACCUAUGAAAACAAAACGAGUUCACCCCACUCACACACAGUGUGAUCAUGCUGCUUCUUAUGCUCCACAUUUAAGCGUAAUUGCAUGGUGUAACUAAGUGCCUGUUCUAUUGAGUAAUGUCCGCAAGUGUUGUACGGCUCAUGUGGCCAUGUCUGUCUCCUACUUAUUUAUUUUUUGCUUUGACUGUGCGCCUGGUAACUGGCCUUUGUUUUGUAUAAUCUUGUACGGUGCAGUGUACAAUUUUGUCUAGAACAAGCUGUUAAAAUUUGCCCGCGUACCAAAUCUGAAGCCCUCUUUCUCGGUGCCUGCAGCUUCAAGGAAAACGGAGCUGUGCUCGUGAAACACAGGUUUUUCAGUCCCUACGGUGACUCAUCAAAAUUUUCAAGAUCAGUAUCCAAGUGCACUGUUGAAUUAAACAAUAAAGAGUUUAGUCUUGUUA
Molecule: messenger RNA, 8144 nt
Organism: Rhipicephalus sanguineus (brown dog tick)
Lineage: Eukaryota; Metazoa; Arthropoda; Arachnida; Ixodida; Ixodidae
Product: N-acyl-phosphatidylethanolamine-hydrolyzing phospholipase D
Exons: 8
Coding region: 51-1580 (509 amino acids)
Biological process (GO): N-acylphosphatidylethanolamine metabolic process; N-acylethanolamine metabolic process
Cellular component (GO): membrane-bounded organelle; cytoplasm
Molecular function (GO): N-acylphosphatidylethanolamine-specific phospholipase D activity
Source: RefSeq, a predicted model, not a curated record